Molecule: messenger RNA, 9487 nt
Organism: Cinara cedri
Lineage: Eukaryota; Metazoa; Arthropoda; Insecta; Hemiptera; Aphididae
Source: the annotation of a GenBank genome assembly
AUGGGCAAUUCGUCGUCGCACAGUAAGCACAGCAGCAGGCGUCAUCAGCGCGACGACCGCGGCGGCGGUUCGUCGUAUUACGGCCGCCGUCCGUCGUCGUCGACAUCUUCCGGCGCCCCCGGUACGUACGCCCCGGCACUCGCGGUGACCCGACCUCGUGUACGGUGUAACGCCGGUGGACCGGGUAACCGUUUCGCUUCUUUUUUUUUUUAUCUUAUAACACAUUAUGAUCUAUACCUAUUGUACAACAGGCGGCGCACCGUCCGCUCCGGGAAAACCGUAUCUGGUGGUCGCGUCCCCGGCCGACGAACCGGACGUGAUAACGGUCAAGUGGAAAUCGCCGUCCAACGACGGCGGGUCCAGGAUCACAGGUAGGCGACGGCCGGCCGUAAUAAUUAUCGUUAUUGUUUCGCGGUCGUUCGAACACGCGACCGGCUAACAAUUAGCGCCGCGAAAACCGCGCGGGCGUCUCGGGGAACGCGGCUAAACAGCCGGUUGCGUGCGCGCGGCACCGGCGCGAUCGUCGACAGACUGUCGUCAACGCGGCGCGAUUGGUUAUUGGUUGGACGGCGGCGCGCCCACAAUGCCCGAGCGCAGAAACGGGUAUUUUUUGUACGGGAAAGUUCGUUCACACGAAACCGUUGUUGGUCUCCGGGUGCCAGAAAAAAAAAAAAAAACAAACGUUUUAAAGCGUCUGGAGUUUCUAUUAAUACGGUGGAGUGCAGGAACACCGGGAACCCGGGCGUUACGCGUUUCGAAUAUUAUUCACCGCUGAGCGGCGGCACCGAACGGGACCCGCACGUUUAACCGUACGGGUUCACUUAUCUGUCGUUAUCAUAGUAACGGCAAUAGCGCAAUAUACCAUGCGCAUAGAGCUGAUUAGAACCGUUAAAACUGUAACGAAAUGUCAUCACGAACAAGCUAAGAGUGUACCUAUACCCAAGAAACGUCCGACACUUCGUUCGUGCAUAGACCGCAGGACGUAUAUAAACCUACAUUUUAUAUUUAAACACGCAUGAAUGUAAAACAGUACCGCGCGCGCUUGUUUUCAAUCGUCUAGCGAAAGCGCACGGUAUUAUUUAUAUUAGAUGCGUUCCAACGUCCACCGUGCUUCGAAUCAGCAUACCGUAUAUCUUAAACGAUGCGAAGUUUUCCGGUAGUUCUUCAUUUGAAAAAAAGGAAAACAGAUUCCCACCGGUUUUCUACAAAAGUUUUAAAAACCUGGCGAGUCCCCGAGAGGGACGGCGGGGGUGAUCGUCCCGCCCCCUCCUCCGAGAUAAGUGUACUUGCAUUGGCAUUUGGCACAGUAAUUCGACCAGAAGUAGAUAUAAUAGAUACAAUCAAUAUAUUAUUCGACGUAAUUUUUUAGAUUCUGAGUAUAUACAUAUUAUGGCACAUAAUAUAUUGUUGAAAAAAUCAAUAAUAUUAACCGACCUACGCUCAGAAUCGUUUUUCGUUAUCAAUGGUUAAUUUUUGCUUACAGACAUACAUUGAAUUUCCCCCUAUAUCCUACCUUCCCAACUUCCCCAAUUUCUCAUUUACUACAGUGAUCCAUUCUUUGUGCGAAGUAUGUCCGUCUUUUUUUUAUAGUCAAGGUCUGGAGACGACCCUGUUAACUGAUAGCGAAUGUCAAUCUGUUUUAUUUUCGUCGAUUUCUGGGUUACGUACAAGUGGCGAUACAAGGGAAAACCACAAGACUAAUAUUAUAAUACUCGGCUCAGAAUUGUUUAUUGACUGCAAUUUAAUUUAAUUUGACGCAUAUUGACAGUUCGUUAUAUAUUUAAAAUAUUGCGUUUUAAUAAUGUUUUUGUGAAAUUUCAAACGUAUUUAUUAUACGCUCAUUUUUGUGGGAAUUUGAAGUGAAUUCCGAGUGGUUUUUUCGGAAAUGGAGGGGGGGGGCUUUUAUCUCAACUGCGUCAAACAUAUACGACAUCAAUUCGCGAGCAAAUACCAAUAACGAGUGAAAAUAUGAGGCAUCUCAAAAUCAGAGGCUAUGUAGGUAACUAUAGUGUUGCUCAACUGUUCGGGGUGUAAAAUGGCAAAGACUACUGUGAUGCGUAUUUUAUUUUGGGCGUUGCACGCAGUUCUCGAACCCGAUACGCUUUAGAGAUUAUGUUAUAGUGGACGUCUUUUAAGCGCGGCGAGAGGUAUGGGAACCGAGUCCCCUCGUAUGCGUCCCGCCGCUUUAAUCCCGUCUAAUGCUUAUACCUAAACCGGGCUUUGCAGUUUUCCUGUUAAUAACGUACACCUUAUAAUACGCUACUUUCCAGGGUAUGUCGUCGAGCACCGUCGAACUAUUUCGCCGCACUGGGUCAGAGCGACGCCGGGCACGGUCCAACAAAAUCAUCUGACUUUGAGCGGUCUCGAGCCGGGAUGGCGUUAUCAGUUCCGUGUAAAAGCCGCGAACGCUUCCGGACAUUCGCCGCCCAGCAUCGUUUCGGAUCCGGUCUCGAUAACCGUACACAGGACGGCCGUUGUGGCGCCGGUUUUCGUGCGCGGGAUCGAAGAUCGCGUCGCCUUGGAAAACGAACAAGUUAGUAUACAUAAAAAUAUCAUGUUUAUUAUGAUUUAUAAUAACUGUCGCGAAUGAAAACUUGAUGUGUUAUAAUAUUGCACGUUUCUCGCAUGAAAGCGCAUAUCGACAAUCCGAUCCGAUACAGAGUCGUUUUGAAAGUACUUACAUAGUGUCACCGCUAAACAUUUUGCUUAUUUCGCGGUUUUUUCGGUAGUUGUGCGUACGUAUUUAUGCCGUAUGUGCGCAUAUUAUUGGCCAUCUUGUUCAUAACAGUGAAACAUGUUUGUUUAUUUUGUUUAUGAACAAGAAAAACCGAAAAUUAACGAAUUUAUUCCUUAAAAUGUUCUGGAAAAAAAAAACAAAACAAAACAGGUAAAAAUGUAUCCGUUCUCGUGAUACUGUCGACGAAAAAAAUGAAAUCGAAUCGUAAAGUUAAUUUCGUGGUAAAUUGAAAUCUAGUUUCAUAAUUUAUCUAUUAUUUUGUUUGAAAACAUUUAGGUUUUAAAGUGUUUCAGUAAACUGAAUUUAUAAAAAACGAAAAAUAUUUUUGUCUCGAAAUUACUACAUUUAAGUGGUACGCGAUGUUUUUAUCAUACUAAACGGUUUUUUUAUUUGCAUUUAUUUAUCAUCAUCGUCGUCAUCAUAUGGUUUCAUAGCUCUGCAAGAUUUUUAACCGCCACUGUUCACCAACAGUGCUCCCCAACUUCCACAGUUCUGGAUUAUUUCCUUUUAGUAUCUUCCAGUCUCUUAAAGUCUUGUUGUAUGCCAUCCAUCCAUCGUUUGUUUUGCCGCCCCAAUAGCCUCUUUCUUUCUAGUUGCCAUUCAGUAGUAACUCUUCCUUAAUUUGUUAUUUCUCUUCGUCUUACGUGUCCAAACCACUUUAGUCUCUGUCCCUUUACAUAACUUGUUAUUACUGGUUAGGUUUUUGUCAUAUUUUUUAUCCCCACGUUCUUUCUUCUUCGCCAGCAGUUCAACAUUGUAUCAUAUACAGGUCCGCAUACCGUUCUUAGCAUUUUGUUCUCGAAGGUUACAAUAUUAAAUAUCCUAAUAUAUCUGGCACCAUCCGUAACGCGCGUGAAUUUAAUUUAUUGAAUUAAAAUACAUUUAAUUAUUAUACUAUAUGACGUAUUAUUAUCAUAUUUUAAUGUUUGUUUAGGUGAAAUUCGAAGUGGAAUUCGAGGGGACGCCAACACCGAAAAUCAGUUGGUACAAAGACGGUUUUGAAUUAUUCAGCAAUCGACGACAGAGGGUAAACACCGAUAACGGCGUCAGUACUUUGUACAUCCAUCAAGCCGAGUAUUCCGACGAAGGCGAAAUAAAGUGCUCGGCUACGAACAAGGCCGGUCACGCGAUUACGAAGGCCAGAUUGAGACUUGAAGGCAUGGCCCGACAAUUGAUUUUAUUUUAUUUAUUAGAAAAUACCUAAAUUCAUAUUAUAUUUUCGGUGUGAUUUUUAGCGCCCCCGAUGGUUCGUUUACCGCAAGAUUACGAAGAAGGUUUGCUUUUAGAACAAAACGAACCGAUGCGAUUAAAAGUUUCCGUGUCCGGUCGGCCGUUACCGCAAGUCACUUGGCUGCACGACGGCGAAGAAAUACGAGGAGGCGAUAGGUGACACUAAUUAUGCUGCAUAAACAAAUAUCUGUGAAAUUUUCCUGCGAAUUGGCGGAAAUUGUUGGGGGCUUGAGGGGGUCUAAGUCAGUUACUAAUUACUAAUUAAUAAUGUGAGGGGGACUAAUUACACGCAUACAAUUUAAUAUGCUGUGGCACGAAUUUCACACGAAUUUUACACGAAUUGAUAUACCAAACACUCGGCAAAAAUAUUUUUAAUUUGUAUAAAUAGCUUUUAUUUCAUUACAGAACGAACCAACUUUUCGGUUUUUUUUUUAUAAUAUACCUAAAUAUACACCGAAAUAAUGGUACGAGUAGUAAGCGAGAUUUUCUUCUUCUCCUUCGCCUUGAUAUCAACUAUUUGGGGUCGUCCACUCUCGUCCAAAAUUUUCACAUGACCCGAUCUCCCACCUCGAAAUUCCGAAAUAAGAAAAUUCGCAAGUCUUGUCUAGAAUGCGUCAUACUUUUUGACAGAAUUGUUGACCGGUUGUCGACCUGGUUCUAUCCCUUUUGUCACCUGAUACGACAGAUAGAGGCAGGUAGAGGUAUUGUGGGAGUACUCUGAUCGGAUGGUUGGGAACUGGGCCACAUUUUAUCUGCCUGUUCCGUAACCAAUGUUCGUUUACAUUUUAUUACUCGGGUAUUGAACUACAAAUGAAAUAUAGAUUUUUAAUGGGUACCGGAGAUUGGGCCGCACAUGUAUAACACACAAAUAUAUAGUUUCAAAUGUAUUUUAACAUUCUUUUCUUUUUAAUUAAUAUAUAAAAUACUAGCUGUCCCGCGGCCGUCGUUGCCCGUGCUAAUUUUUUAUUUUUUUUUUUUUAUCUUUAUUACUGUUUUGUUUUGUCCGUAUUAGUAUAUUGAACUAAAAAAAAAAAUAGGCGGAAAUCGGGUACUGAGUAGUCCGUGGACUAAAAGUGUUCUUAUGUACAUCUUUUCAUUUGUGUUACUAUAGAUACCCGCACAACAAAGAAAUUAAACUAUAUAUCCACUAAAAUAACCCUAAAAUUAUGAGAACAUAAUAGUACUGUAGUGUUGUUGCUGUACCAAAAAGUACAAAAAUCCAGGGAUGACGUUUUACGUGUUUUCAUUUUUCACUUACCCACCUUUUAUAGCGCAUAGUUUUUUUUUUUUUUUUUUCAUUUAUGUUACGAAGGUAGCUCAUCCUAUUUCAAGCCAAUAAUAAACCGGCAGACAGUCAGAUAGAUUCUUUAUUUCAAUUUUUUACUGUUGUUACGACAUUCUUAUUUCUGUUUAUUAUUUAUUUUUAGUUUUAAAUUGUUUUGUCAUUUCAUCCGUAUUACUUUAGUAAUCCAUAAUUCAAUAAAAACAAUUUAAUUUCCGUACCGAAAAUACCUGAAAACCUUUCAUCUCCUUCAAUUUUUUUUUUCGCGACAAUAAGUAGCCUGUGUUUUUCUCCAAGAACACAUUUAUCUCUAUACCAAAAUUCAUCUAAAUCCAUUUAGUAGUUUUUGCGCGAAAGAGUAAAAAACAUCCAUAUAUCUUCACAAACUUUCACAUUUAUAAUAUUAUUAUUAUUAGUAGAACAAUAUAAAAGUAGUCAAAUAACUAUUAAUUUUUUUCUCAUAAACUAUGAUAAUUACAUAAAAUAAGUCAUAAAUAAUAUAUAAAUCAUUUUUUUUUCUUAAAUAAUGUGAUACAUCAUACAUAUUUCCCAAUUUCAAAUCUGGUGUUUUUCCCUUUUUAUUUUUUAAUUUCUUACGAAUAUAAAUUUUUAAAAUUUUAAAAUUUUCUCGCUUUUAUUAUACCUAUACACUUCUUAUUGUAAUAUAACCGAUAAUCAUUGUUGAAAUCCCUGAUAAUUUGUCCCCAUUAUAUUUAUAAUACCAUAAGACUGAAAUCACCCAUCUGAACUUUCUACCGGUAGGAGUUCGGGGCCCCGGGUUCGCUAAACCCCGCUAAUGCCCCUCUGAGGUUACGGGUAAUAAACGAGAUGUAUAUUUCAAAUUCCAGAUUCGAAGUCAUUCAUACAGAUAAAUAUGCCGCCUUAAAAUUGGCGUCCAUUAAAAGAUCGGACCGGGGAUGCUAUCAAAUUCAAGCUGUCAACCCGUUAGGUGAACACACCGCUUCGUUUUUAGUCACCGUCACGGGUAUAUAUUAAACACGUUUAAUAACAACGAGAUAAUUAUUAUUGUACACCCGAUAGCAAUAAUAUAUUGUUAAUAAUGUAGAGUAGUCGGUCGAGUAUUCGACUUUAUCCGACAAGUAUUUGUUAGUACGCAUACUCGUAAACUCGAGUACUCGACUGUUUUAUUUAAACAUUUAAAGGUAAAUUGUUAUUUUAAAAUACAGACAUUUUCAAUAAGAUUAUAUUAUGUAUAAUUCAAUUGUUAUACUUGAGUAUUACGAUAGUGAUAUUUACGUUUCAUUUAGAGUUGGUUUAUUAGUCGACUCGAAUUUUUUAUUUUUUUUUUUUUCCGGAACUCGUUAAAACGACAAAUCGACUUGACUCGAUUUCAAAAAACCGAUUCUCGCCCAACUCUGGUUUAUAAUUCAUUAAUAUUAUUACCAUUAUAUUUGUUUAUUACUUUUAGAUAGACCUUCACCGCCGGGUAAAGUUCAUGUAUCCAAAACGUCAGGUAAAUCUGUGACGCUGUCAUGGAAGCCGCCCGAAGACGACGGUGGAUGUAAAAUCGGAAAUUAUAUAAUUGAGUAUAAUAGAGUAAUACGAUUGUAAACGACUAUCUAGCUAAACGUGUCGUAUUAAUUACACGUAUUAUUGUUCCGAUUCUUAGGUCGGUUGGGAUAUGUGGCUGAAAGCAUCGACUAGUCGACUCCUCACGGCGGAUCUCGACGAUUUACUUGAGGGAUCGGAAUAUAGAUUUAGGGUGAAAGCGGAAAAUCCUUACGGCAUUAGUGUACCGAGCGAAAUGUCUGAUUUGAUAUUUUUUCCGGACAUCAAACGAGGGUACGUUGAGGUUUAAAAUAUUGAUGUAGUAGAAUGAUUAUAAAUUUAUGACUUAAGUUUUAAUGGUUCAUUAUUUGCGUGUUUGUGAAUUCAUAGUAUAUACAAGCCAGUUAUAACGACAUCUCUCUUAUCCGAAGACGAAGAAGGGUUGGUAAAAGUUCAAGAAACCGGAAUGUUUGAGUACUUUGGACGAAAAUCAAAGUCUCCCGAGCCGCCUUUAAAAUCGCGGAAACUAAGCGUGGACGAGGUUUCUCCUCCGGUACCAAAAAGACGGAAAAAAAAGCCAAAGGCUGAUUUAAACAGUUCGGAGUCAGAUAUUUAUAAAUCGCUGAGUUCGUUUGACGUAUCUGAAACGCGGCAACAGCCAAUCGAACAAAAAGACCACUGGGGUUUACCUCCCAGGCUGAAGGCGAAUAACGCGAACCUUAAAGAUUUGCCGAACUCUCAAAAAGCCACGUCAUUGGAUUAUAAAACACAAGGUAUCUACGUUUUGUGUGACGUAUUAUAAACUUGUAUUUUGUUUAUGUUUUUUUUUCUUUUCAGGAAAUUCAACCGAUUCUUUAUUGUUACUGAAUUUUGAACGAGGACCAGCUCCACCUAUUUCGUUAUCGUCACCUGAACUAGGUGUCGAGUCUGAAGCUUUCGAAGAACACAUUAGAAAUUCGUACAGCUCGAGUGAACUACUUUACGAACGAAAUUUAAGUAGAUUCAAUGGAUAUUCAAACGAUGACAAAUUGUCUUCCGAAGCUCAGAAAAUAGCGAUUUACGCAAUGGAUAGAAAAGACAGUCUAAGGCGAUCGCCUAUAACUAGAAUAUCAAACGAGGGCUCGGAAGACAAAUCAAUCUUAAGUGAUUCGGAUUCGAUUCAAAGUGUUGUUGAAAUUUCCAAAAAAACGAGUAGUUAUGUAUCGUUAGCAAAAAGUAUUGAAGAAAAAAUGGAAGACGAGUUUAAAGAAACAAUAAACGACGAUAGUGAUAUUAUGGUACCGUCUACUUCGUUUUCUGGUUUAGAGUUGCAAACCUCGAAGGCACAUUCUGACGGAGAAGAGUAUGUGUCCGACAAUAGUUCUGACGAAGAAUUUAUGAAAUUUGGAAGCGGGAAGCGUGCCCUGGAGCACAACACUUCGAGCGCUUUUUUUUCGACGGUGUACUACGAUGACGAUUAUCUGUCGGACCAGAAACUGUCCGACAGAGAGCGUUCGAUAUCACCUGCAGCGAACGUGGCACCAGAAAAGUCUGAUGCGAUAUCGCAAGACUCGUUAAAUAAUUCCGAUUCUGUCAGCAGUGAUGGCGAUUAUUCACGAUCGGAUAAAGAUAACAACGAUUCACGAUCGGAUAAAGAUAACGACGAUUCACGAUCGGAUAAAGAUAACGACAAUUCACAAUCGGAUAAAGAUAACGACGGAGACGACGCAGAAAAGUCUUCGGAAAGUCCUUCUAAUAGCGGACAAACCGUCGAAAAUCAACGUGCCCACAAUCCCGAUGAAAUAUGUACGGUCGAGUCCGAUGACAUUUAUCGGCCGCGAGACGGAAUACCCAAGUACGUCAUGUUGCCGAAUCCGUUUUACAGAAACCACACGGCCGCGACCGCGGACGGUUCGUCGGGUCCCGGCGGAACCGUGCCGCCCGAAAUACCCAAACGGGAAGAGAACAACGGCGGCGGUCACAUGUCGAUUCCCGUGAUUACGGUCACCGAAAUGACGGAAGAACGGUACGGCCCCAACACUCCUAUACUGAAACAGAUUUUCGUACCGACCUUUGCGGGCCAAAACGAAUCGUAUUACGACAAAUACAACAACGUCAAUUCGAGUACGUUCAACACGUUAUCGAAACGGUCUCCGGAACGGGACGCGGACCGCGAACCGGUCGAUGACGGCGGCGACCGCGGUCACGGGGACUUCGACCCGCAAAGUCCUCCGGAAACGCCGUCGCCGCCCGACGCGCAAGAAAACGCCGAAAUGAUCGCGGUGAAACGUUACGGGGACAUAGUGGAACGGUAUAGCGGCGUGGCCAAAAAGACCGCCUCCAAGACGUACUUGGAUUUCGAACAGUUGAAAAUGGCGGCGGCCGUGGAACACGACCAACCGGUCGUCGACGCCGCGGCCGACGGAUAUUACGAGAGCGGAACGGAAGACGGGGACUACGACGACCGGGACGGGGACGGGGACGAGUACGGGGACGGUAAUUCCGCGGCUGACGAACCGGAAACGGGGUCGCAGAAUGACGAUUCGGCGACUCCCGACCACAGGCAGCUGGCGACCGGCCCGGCGGUUACCGAGCCGAACGCGAUACCGUACUUGAAGAUAUUCGGCAAUCUGUCGCUGGCGCUGUUGGGCUUUUGGCUGUACGCGUUCAAAGACGAACGGCUGUCGGUACCGAUAUUCGGAUUUUUGUCGUUUCGAUUUUUCAAAACGCAGAUUUGGGAUAGGAUUUGA